GUUGAGUGUUGAAGUGUAAAAUUGCCUUGAAGUGUGAACGAGUGUGCCGCAGGUGGCUGUUCUAUUUAAUUUAUAGAAAAGUUUAUUAAAUUUAAUCGAUAUAAUAUAUGUAUAUACAUACAUACAUCUAUUCAUAUUGAGCUUUUACACGCUUUUGCAGAUAACUAUUGGAAUGCUACGCGGAUGUCUUAAAAUAUUUAUUCGAACACUUUAGAAUGUUUCACCAACGAACGCAGAAGAAAAACUUGCUACUGCAACUCUUGCUAUGCUUACUAUACGCUGACUUUGUAUACACCAAUUUCCCUACAACAAAACAGUCGUUACUAAUGAAGUUGAAGCCGAAGCCAAAUGGGCCCGAAAAUGCCUUCAAAAGCUGCUAUCAAAAUAAAUGCCAGUGCAAAAAGGAAGUAAUCAAUUGCUACUUGAGUGAUCGCAAUGGUGCUGUGACACUUACUAUUUCUUGGGACGUGGGAAAAGACAAGAUUACGCUGAACUGUGAAGGAGCGACCGAAAAUAUUGAUUCGUUGCUGAGUCCAGUGACGCAUGAAUUUGAAUAUGCCGAUACCUACUACGAGCUGACUGACUGUCAACAAUUGCCGGCCAUGUUGCGACGUCCGAAUAUCACUUACGUGGGUCAUGUGUCAUUUACGGUUGAUGUAACGGUACCUGAGCAACUAUUUUCGCAUACAAACGGUUUGUUGCGGUUAGUGUUUAAUGUAACAACGUCGAAUAGGGAGCUUGGAGUGCCAACGCAACUUUUUCAACCACUAACGGAACUGAGAGAAUUGCAACUGAUCGUUGUAAGUGACGCGCCGGUGGUUUCCUUACCACUCGAACUCAUUCAUAGUCUAAAAACUAUAAAAAUACUCUCGCUUUAUGUGUAUCACUCUACAACGGGUUACUACGAACGGCUGAAUUCGCAACACACCUCGUUACGAAAUUUAACGAGCGCACAUUUUCGUGAGUGUCAAGGGUUGAGGAGUCUUCUGCUGGAUGCAAAUCAACUCGGUAUGCUUAAUCCAACAGUUUUCAACACUUUACAUGAAUUGAACCAUUUGAGUUUGAGUCUGAACGGGCUGCAAAUUUUACCCGAAGAUUUGUUCGUUGCGCAACACAAACUGGUCAUACUCGACUUGAGUAUGAAUGCUUUAACCUCACUACCCUCGCGUUUAUUCGAGCACACACAGUUGUUGUGGAAGUUACAGUUAUCCAAUAAUCGUUUCCACACACCUACAAAUAUCAUUGCCGCGGUACGCUCGCUGCACUAUCUUCACCAACUCGAUUUGGAAACGAAUGCAUUCACGAGUAUUUGUGGUACGGGCAUAUACAGCAAUCGUACGCUGUUAACACGUAGGGAUAUAAGAGAUCCAGCAACAGUCCCCGCGUUCGCUGACUAUGUGACAAUUGAGCAAGGUACACACAAUGAACGUAAACUUAAUAUUACCGUUAUUAACCUAAGUAGAAAUCGCAUAACGCACUUCAACUUGGACUGGAUUAGCGGAGUUGAUGGUUUAGCGUGCCCUUAUGAGGUGGAUCUAUCACACAAUAACAUACAAAAUAUUUACGCUGCUAGGCGGCCAUCAAGCGCUACAGGCAAGUGUGAGCAUACACUGAAAUUGAGUCAUAAUCGUUUGCAUUGCGAUUGCAAAUUGGCUUGGUUGUAUAGCAGCGAUUUUCUGAGCAAAGAUGUUGACUGGAGUUGUGCCACGCCGGCGCCUUUAGCGCGUAAGUCACUCAGACAGCUGCAACGCAAUCAGAUCUGCGCUUGGGCGCCAUCCUUUUGUCCGGCAGCCUGCGAGUGCAGCUAUGAUACACCAGCGCUUGUGGUGAAUUGCACCAACGCGCGUCUUGAAAGCAUUACGCAACUGCCACAUCCCGCGCAAUUUUCGCUCAACAGCAGCGCACUUUACAUUGAACACAAUAACUUUUACGAACUACCCACGAAUAUUACCUUGGGUUAUCCGGAAGUGACACACAUCUAUGCCGCGCACAAUCGGCUAGUCGCUUUGCAGCCAACGCAUUUGCCCCGAAAUGUGACCCUGUUGGAUGUGCGCGACAAUCAGCUUGAGCGUUUGAGUGUCGGUUUUCUGCGCGCAUACCUAAAUGAGAGCGCAACAUUGCAAGCAUUAUACCUUGGCGACAAUCCGUGGUUGUGCGAUUGCGACUCAGAGGAGCUUUUGCGUACCGUGCGCUUGCAACGUGCGCGCAUUCCCGAUGCCGACAGAUUAAUGUGCGCAAAUUUCGCUAAUGUGACGCUACUGGACGCACGCUUUGAGGAGAUUUGUAAGACACCCUUCCUGUAUACCAGUCUGGUUGCGCCACUUGUCGGCAUGUUUAGCACAUCCGUGGUUAUACUGUCGCUUGUGGCGCUCUUCUAUAAAUACAAGUUAUCGGUGAAAAUUUGGUUAUUCGCUCACAAUAUGUUUCUGUGUUGCAUUAAAGAGUACGAGUUGGAUAAGCAUAAAACAUUCGACGCUUUUAUCUCAUAUGCACAUCAAGACCAAGAAUUUGUCAACACCGUAUUGUUACCGGGUUUGGAGCAGGGACGCACUCGCUUUCGCAUUUGCACACAUGAACGCAAUUGGCUGGCCGGCGUCUAUAUACCCGAGCAAAUAAUGGAAUCGGUUGAACAAUCGUGUCGCACGAUUAUUGUGCUCUCGCAACACUUCAUCGAAUCGGAUUGGGGGCGCAUGGAGUUUCGUACCGCGCAUCAGUGCGCUUUGAAUGAGGGACGUGCGCGCAUCAUUAUCAUAAAGUAUGGUGAGCUUACGGAUACGACGCGUCUGGAUAAUGAAUUGUUGGCCUACAUGAAGUUGAAUACCUAUCUAGAAUGGGGUGACACGAGAUUUUGGCCCAAACUACGCUACGCUCUGCCGCAUAAAUUUGGUGUGGUUAGGAAAUCAGGCAUGCUAGAUGUGAGCAGAAAAAUCUAUGUGCAGAAAGAUCUAGAGUUAAGUGAAUUGCACAUGUAGUUAUGUUCAAUAAAA
Messenger RNA from Zeugodacus cucurbitae (melon fly), 2987 nucleotides. RefSeq names its product protein toll-like. Gene Ontology annotation, biological process: toll-like receptor signaling pathway; immune response. Gene Ontology annotation, cellular component: membrane. The transcript has 2 exons. The coding region runs from base 216 to 2972 and encodes 918 amino acids. NCBI's taxonomy places the organism in Eukaryota, Metazoa, Arthropoda, Insecta, Diptera, Tephritidae. Gene Ontology annotation, molecular function: transmembrane signaling receptor activity; protein binding. The record is from RefSeq and is a predicted model, not a curated record.